Molecule: messenger RNA, 1566 nt
Organism: Blumeria graminis f. sp. triticale
Lineage: Eukaryota; Fungi; Ascomycota; Leotiomycetes; Helotiales; Erysiphaceae
Source: the annotation of a GenBank genome assembly
AUGCCACUUCGCGGACGGUCCAAGGACCGUGAGAAUACUCCAUCACCUGGCCCUGUAUAUAUGUCAAACGAAGAAUUUGCCGACUAUCUCAAGAACCUCAGAAGUAAGCAAAUAGUGAGACCAUAUGGCGCCCGACCAUUUCCAUCAGACAUCCGGAAAAAAUCUAUUGACAAAGAUGUACCCCUCGCUAAAAGCAAUGUAUUACAUGAUAGAUCGGGCUCACCACCACUUCAGAAAUCUCCAAAACCCAGUAAUGCCUUUUCAUCCAACCGCCGUUUGCAAUCAUCUUUACCAAAUUUGAACUCUGCUACGAAUACAAGCAAAGGCCGUCAGUUGGCAAAGCAACCUUCACUUGACUCACAGGCUCCUCUCCCCAAGCCUUCUGAAAUAGUCCCCAGUGCCACUUACAUCGAGAGGGGCCAAAGAUGGAUGGAGCGAGAAGAUGCAGUUGCCCUUAGGGAGGCCAUGCAAGAUAUGAAGCUGAAAGCAGAAUCUGAGGAAUCACGGAUCUAUACAGCAGCUCAAAAAGAAGCCUCUGAAUUGGUAUGGCAGCACCAAAAUCCAGACCAUAUCCCGAAGGCUGAUCAGCCGUACCGAUAUAAGAAUCAUCUCCGCAAGAAUAGUUAUCAACAUGCGAGGGCUCUAAGUAUCCAUCGUCACAGUGAAAAGAUACCCACCUCUGGCUCUACAUGGAAUGUGACAGACCGGCGCCGCUCUACUUCGCGCAGCUCUAGUGGUAGUGAUAAUAUCAAUUCACAGUCCCAAAUUAAAUUUAAUGGUACAUCAGAGCAUGUCCAACAGAAAGAUUCUACCAAUAGAAAUAUUCCAGACUAUCACUCUAAUGGCUCGUUUGAGUCACCCAAAAAUUUUGGACCAACGGGAAGUGGUUUCAAGACCCAGGAUAAAACAUCGGAAGGUCAGAAUGCCCUGAAUUUUGCAAGGAAAAAAAAUUUCAUAAAGAGAAAUAUUAGCGGCGAAAGGGCUGUCAGUACCUUUGACGGCAAUCAGAUUUGGGAAGAAGAUGAGAAAGAGCAAGAAAAGCACUUGCGUGGUCGACAACAAGAUGCUAGCAUCCCGAAAGCUUCCCUGUGCGUUAAACCCAAAAACCCUCCAAACCGUGUGCAGUUCGCACCAGGGCCAGUACUAAUUCAAAGCGAUAUUUCCCCACAAUCUACCAAGAGAACAUCGUGUCUUGAAACUUCUCUGAAUUUUUCCUUGAAACCUAAAAACCUAGGAUACAUACAAAACCCUCCUCCAGAUAAAACAUCAUGUCUACCUGUGAAAAUAGCCCAGAACUCAAAGGAAUCGAUAAGAGAUGGAUUAGAGCUAAGGAGCGAAGAAAUUCGACGGGCUACUUGUAUGCGUCUUAAGGAUCGGAGUACUAAACUUCCUGUUCCAUCUGUUGUAAGCGAUAAGCUGGGUCGUCCCAUAAAGUACGAAGAUUUACCCCUGACCGAUGUGACCUCGACCAACACCCACAAAAUUCGAAUACUCGAUCAGCUACGGCGCCUUGCUCAGCCUAUUCGUCGGCCGGCCUUUCCCCACGCUCGUCAUCGGGCGAGAUGA